Molecule: messenger RNA, 2451 nt
Organism: Malassezia restricta
Lineage: Eukaryota; Fungi; Basidiomycota; Malasseziomycetes; Malasseziales; Malasseziaceae
Product: dual specificity protein kinase YAK1
Exons: 1
Coding region: 1-2451 (816 amino acids)
Biological process (GO): peptidyl-serine phosphorylation; peptidyl-threonine phosphorylation
Cellular component (GO): nucleus; cytoplasm
Molecular function (GO): ATP binding; protein serine/threonine kinase activity; protein tyrosine kinase activity
Source: RefSeq, a predicted model, not a curated record
AUGCCAAUGUCGGCGCGUGAUAGUGCCGACUCGGCUCUCGCGAAUGCGUGGACUGACGCACAGUCGAAUGAAUUUGCAGAGACGUAUUCUGAACACGACGACGAGAGCGAGAACAUGCAUGCUCCGACGGAGCCGGCUAACGAAUCCACGAGCCAAGUAUCAUCAUUAGACCUAUCGCACGAUACAAGUGCAUAUGCACGCAUGAUGCGUGAGUCAGAUGCCAUGACACCGGCGUCUUCAUCGUCUGAGCAUAUAUCGGCGUCCUCGGGCACACACUUGCCCUCGCCAUCAUCAACGUCAUCCUCAGGCAGCUCGUCCAUCGAGACAGCGCUCGUCUCAGAGGAUGGACAAACUCGCAGUGUGCCCUUGAGCACGACGACGGCUUCCACGAGUGCGGCACAGCACAGUAAUGUUUCACUAGUAAAGAAACGGCCCGGUCAGCCACAGUUUGAAGGAUUCUGGCAGGUUCAAUCGCUGGAUGAUUUGCGACCUAUGCGAGACUGCAGCCAACUGUGCGCGAAGCAGCGUCGAGCAGAUCCAGCAGGUGGCUCUGUGAGUCCACUCAAGGCUCUCACAUCAUAUUUGCACCAUACUUACCAUCUCGUCAACCCGGCGUUUGUCUACGAAUUGGCAUUUAAUCCACGACGUGUCCUGACCAAGCCAAGUAAGCCGAUGCACAAUAGUGGCUACGAUAAUGAGGACAGUGACUAUAUCCUGUACGUCAAUGACUACCUCGGAAGUGAAGAGGGACAUCGCUACCUCAUUCUCGAUGUGCUGGGUCAGGGCACCUUUGGCCAAGUCGUCAAGUGCCAAAACAUGUCCACCCAUGAGAUUGUGGCUGUGAAAGUCAUCAAAAACAAGCCUGCCUACUUCAAUCAGAGUAUGAUGGAGGUCACUAUCCUUGAGACCCUGAACCAGCACUGGGAUCCGAAUGACCGGCACAAUAUACUUCGGCUCCGUGACACAUUUAUCCAUCAUAAGCACCUGUGUUUGGUCUUUGAGCUGCUGUCAUCGAAUCUGUAUGAGCUCAUCAAGCAAAACUCGUUUCGCGGACUUAGCACAAGCUUGGUGCGCGUUUUUAUCAUGCAGCUGCUUGAUGCGCUCGUGGUACUCAAAGAAGCACGGCUCAUACAUUGUGAUCUCAAGCCGGAGAACAUUCUUCUUCGAACACUGCAAGCGCCAUCCAUCAAGCUCGUCGACUUUGGCUCGGCAUGUCACGAGGAGCAGACCGUGUACACGUACAUCCAGAGUCGCUUUUACCGCUCGCCCGAGGUCCUUCUUGGCCUACCAUAUACAGCAUCCAUCGACAUGUGGUCGCUUGGGUGCAUUGCUGCCGAGCUCUUUCUUGGUCUGCCCAUUUUCCCCGGCACGUCCGAGUACAACCAGCUGAGUCGUAUUAUAAGCAUGCUUGGCAUGCCACCAGCGUACAUGCUGGAGCGCGGCCGUCAGACCCACGAGUUUUUCAAUGCGCAUACCGACUCGUUUGGCCGAACGGUGUAUCAGCUCAAGCCUAUGGAACAAUUUUCGCGCGAGCAUCGCGUGCAGGAACAGGCCAGCAAGCAGUACUUUCCCGGCACGACCCUGCCCGAAGUCAUACGGCUCACUCCCAUUUCGCGGCGGAGCAGUAGAGCAUCGGAUGCCGAGAAGGAAAUGGCAAACCGUGCAGCUUUUACCGACUUUGUCGCAGGCCUCUUGAAUCUGAAUCCCCUCGAGCGCUGGACGCCGCAGCAGGCCAAGCUGCACCCCUUCAUCACCGGUGAGCCAUUCACAGAACCAUGGCAGCCGCCUGACAUGGUCGCGGCCAAGACUGCGGCUUCUGCCGCAGUUGCUGCUACUGCGACUGCUGCUGCCGUGGCUGCGACCACGUCGAACAAGGCGGAUGCGGUUGCGCAGGACAGCGCGUACUCUGAGCCGCCGCCGCCGGAGGACCCGUAUGUGGUCGCCGAGCCGUUUGCCAGGGCCAAUGCACGAGCAUAUAUGUCACCGUCCAAAGUCGAGACGCGACACCUGUACCAUAUGGGCAACAGCUAUCGCUCCCAUGCAUCUCGCCACGCAUCGCAUGUCCCGAUGUACUCAUAUGAUCACGAUCCCGCCUGGGGUUGGAGCCCAGCCCCGACGCCGCUGGCUUCGGUCCCACAUGCUGUAUCAUCGCAAGGCGUCGCAUAUUCCAUGUACAGCGGGGCAGCGGGGCAGCCUCCAGCCGCGGCUCAGCCAGCGCAAGGUGGUUUCGCAGUUGUGGUGCAUGGCAACGAGCCUUCGUCGUAUGCCAUGCCCGAGCAUGGGAUGCCCUCGGCGGAGGUCGCAUACGGUAUGUCGUCGUAUGCGGCGCCCUAUGAUACCUCCCACGAUGCUGUGCAUGCUGGAGCAGAUCCUUACGCACAGCCAGCACGCUACAGCAGUGAGCGGCGCAUCGAUCCACACUUGCUGCCCAUGUACGUGAACCAGCGAUAA